This is a messenger RNA of Closterium sp. Naga37s-1, 1791 nucleotides long. The record is from the annotation of a GenBank genome assembly. Lineage: Eukaryota; Viridiplantae; Streptophyta; Zygnematophyceae; Desmidiales; Closteriaceae.
AUGGAGGAUAUCCGUCGCGAUCCAGAGGGGAGACGGUCGCACGGUCGAGGGUCAAGUAUAUCCCUUCCGACUGUUGCUCUCCCUUCCGCCGUCGCUCUCCCUUCCGCCGCCCUUCUUUCCCCUCGUCGCCCUGCCUUCCGUCCGUCGCCCACCCUUGUUCCCGUCGCCCUCCCUUCCCGUCGCCCUCCCUUCCCGUCGCCCUCCCUUCCCGUCGCCCUCCCUUCCCGUCGCCCUCCCUUCCCGUCGCCCUCCCUUCCCGUCGCCCUCCCUUCCCGUCGCCCGCGCUUCUUCCCGUCGCCCUCCCUUCCCGUCGCCUUCCCUUCCCGUCGCCCGCGCUUCUUCCCGUCGCCCUCCCUUCCCGUCGCCCUCCCUUCCCGUCGCCCUCCCUUCCCGUCGCCCUCCCUUCCCGUCGCCCUCCCUUCCCGUCGCCCUCCCUUCCCGUCGCCCUCCCUUCCCGUCGCCCUCCCUUCCCGUCGCCCUCGCUUUCCCCGUCGCCCUGCCAUCCACUCCCCGUCGCCCUCGCCUUCCCUCCCGUCUCCCUUCCCAUCUCGCACACUUGUCACCCUCCCUUUUCUCUCCCUACUCCCUCUUUUCCCUCCCUCUAAUAAUCGCCUUCCUUCCCCCAACUUAUACCCUUCCCUGCUUCCCCCCAUCCCCUGCCCUGCUUCCCCCCAUCCUCUUCAUUCUUUCCCCGUAUCCCCAGCCCUGCUUCCCCCCAUCCCCUUCCCUGCUUCCCCCCAUCUCCUUCCCUUCUUCCCCCCAUCUCCGUCCCUGCUUCCCCCCAUCCCCCUCCCUGCUUCCCCCCAUACCCCUUCCCUGCUUCCCCCCAUCCCCUUCCCUGCUUCCCCCCAUCCCCUUCCCUGCUUCCCCCCAUCCCCUUCCCUGCUUCCCCCCAUCCCCUUCCCUGCUUCCCCCCAUCCCCUUCCCUGCUUCCCCCCAUCCCCUUCCCUGCUCCCCCCCAUCUCCAUCCCUGCUUCCCCCCAUACCCCUCCCUGCUUCCCCCCAUCCCCCUCUCUGCUUCCCCCCAUCCCCUUCCCUGCUUCCCCAUGUCCCCUUCCCUGCUUUCCUCCAUCCCCUUCCCUGCUCCCCCCCAUCUCCAUCCCUGCUUCCCCCCAUACCCCUCCCUGCUUCCCCCCAUCCCCCUCUCUGCUUCCCCCCAUCCCCUUCCCUGCUUCCCCAUGUCCCCUUCCCUGCUUCCCCCCAUCCCCUUCCCUGCUUCCCCCCAUCCCCUUCCCUGCUUCCCCCCAUCCCCUUCCCUGCUUCCCCCCAUCCCCUUCCCUGCUUCCCCCCAUCCCCUUCCCUGCUCCCCCCCAUCUCCAUCCCUGCUUCCCCCCAUACCCCUCCCUGCUUCCCCCCAUCCCCCUCUCUGCUUCCCCCCAUCCCCUUCCCUGCUUCCCCAUGUCCCCUUCCCUGCUUUCCUCCAUCCCCUUCCCUGCUCCCCCCCAUCUCCAUCCCUGCUUCCCCCCAUACCCCUCCCUGCUUCCCCCCAUCCCCCUCUCUGCUUCCCCCCAUCCCCUUCCCUGCUUCCCCAUGUCCCCUUCCCUGCUUCCCCCCAUCCCCUUCCCUGCUCCCCCAUGUCCCCUUCCCUGCUUCCCCCCAUCCCCCUCCCUGCUUCCCCCCAUCCCCUUCCGUGCUUUUCCCCCUCCCGUUUCCAUCGCUUUCCCCCUCCCGUCGACCUCGCUUUCCCCCUGCUCACCCCCAUUCCCCCUGCUCACUCUCUUCCCCCUUUCUCACUCUGCCCCCCCUUCCUCACUCUGUUCCACCCUGCUCACUCUCUCCUCCUCACUCUAA